AUGCAUACCUUUUCGAAGCUCUCCACGCAGACCAAGAACAGCAGCAGCAGCAGCAGCAGUAAUAACUCUCUUGGGGGUUCACGGGGUGCUCGGGCUCGGGCUCAACCACAGCAGCAGCAGCAGCAGCAAAAACAACAUGUACAUGUACAAGUACAGCAUCGAAGACCGAUUGUGCCGUUUUCGAGAAGGGAUCGGGUGUUGUUAGUUGGGGAAGGGGAUUUCUCAUUCGCUCGCUCACUGGUUCAACACCACCAUUGCAAGCAAGUCACGGCGACAUGCUACGACUCCCAGGAAACACUGUAUGGCAAGUAUCCGCAAGCAGAGAGGAAUAUCAGUGAUAUUCUCGGUGCGGGUUCAGGCCAUUGUCGUUCGAAGAACCAUGCCAAUGCCAAUGCCAAUGAUGAAGAAGAAGAGCAUGCAGAGCACAGGGAGGAGGAAAGCAAUGAAGCCCAAGCCCACAAAUCCAAACUCAUUCGUAAACCCCAUGUGCUCUUCUCAGUUGAUGCCCGGAAACUCGGCUCACCUGCUGGAGGCGGCAAAGAUGUUCGCGUCGGAUAUCCGCGUCGAGAGCGCAAGCGGCCUGCGUGGGAAGAGGCCGCUGCGCGGAAGAAAGGCGAGUGGGUGAAAGAGGUGAACGCCGGCGGGGCCUGGGAUAUGAUUUGUUUCAAUUUCCCUCAUGUUGGCGGUCUUUCUACGGACGUGAAUCGGCAGGUGAGAGCGAACCAGGAACUUCUGGUUGCGUUUUUCAAGGCUUGUGUGCCGUUGUUGGCUUCGAGGCCGGACGUUAGGGAUGAUGAUGAUGAUGAUGAAGAGGAAGAGGAGGAGAGUGAUGAUGGUUCGGCUACGGGUAGCGAUGAAGAAGAUGAUGAUGAAGUCAAGGCGAAACGUGAGUGGAGGACUGAACCCGGGCAGAUUUUGGUGACUUUAUUCGAAGGGGAACCGUACACUUUGUGGAACAUUAGGGAUCUUGCGCGCCAUGCGGGCUUGAAGGUUGUGACGAGCUUUAAGUUUCCGUGGACUUGCUAUCAUGGAUACUCUCAUGCGCGAACGAUAGGGGAGAUUGAAGGAAAGGAUGGAGGGAGAGGAGGAUGGAGGGGUGAAGAUAGAGACGCUAGGACAUAUGUGUUUGAGGUCAAGACGGAGGACCACGUACCAGCCCCGGGGACUGGAAAGAGGAAGAAGAGAGCAGCAGAUACAGACGAAUCCGAUAGUGAUUAA
This is a messenger RNA of Aspergillus ochraceoroseus IBT 24754, 1218 nucleotides long. RefSeq names its product 25S rRNA (uracil2634-N3)-methyltransferase. The coding region runs from base 1 to 1218 and encodes 405 amino acids. Gene Ontology annotation, cellular component: cytoplasm. Gene Ontology annotation, molecular function: rRNA (uridine-N3-)-methyltransferase activity. Gene Ontology annotation, biological process: rRNA base methylation. NCBI's taxonomy places the organism in Eukaryota, Fungi, Ascomycota, Eurotiomycetes, Eurotiales, Aspergillaceae. The record is from RefSeq and is a predicted model, not a curated record. The transcript has 2 exons.